AUGGGUAAAUCACAAUCCAAGCUCUCGCAAGAGCAGCUCAAUGAGCUCCAACGAUCGACCCAUUUCGACAAGAAGGAGUUACAGCAAUGGUACAAGGGUUUCUUGAAGGACUGUCCCUCUGGCAUGCUCACCAAAGAGGAAUUCCAGGAGAUCUACCGCCAAUUCUUCCCCUUUGGCGACCCUUCUUCCUUUGCAGACUACGUAUUCAAUGCCUUCGAUAGCGAUAAAUCAGGUUCAAUCGAUUUCAAGAAGUUCAUUUGCGCUUUGAGCCUCUAUGAUAUCGAUGGAGAUGGCAAGAUAAGCUAUGAGGAGAUGUUGGCUAUCGUUGAGGCAAUUUACAAGAUGGUCGGAUCUAUGGAAAAGCUCCCAGCAGACGAAGACACUCCCGAAAAGCGCGUCAAGAAGAUCUUCCGUAUGAUGGACAAGGACGAAAACGGUAGCCUGGAUAUGGAAGAGUUUAAGGAAGGCAGCAAGCGCGACGAGACAAUCGUAUCAGCACUGUCACUCUACGACGGCCUCUUUUGA
This is a messenger RNA of Exophiala oligosperma, 525 nucleotides long. Its product is annotated as calcium-binding protein NCS-1. The coding region runs from base 1 to 525 and encodes 174 amino acids. Gene Ontology annotation, molecular function: calcium ion binding. Gene Ontology annotation, cellular component: membrane; cytosol; intracellular membrane-bounded organelle. The transcript is spliced from 5 exons. The record is from RefSeq and is a predicted model, not a curated record. Lineage: Eukaryota; Fungi; Ascomycota; Eurotiomycetes; Chaetothyriales; Herpotrichiellaceae.